AUGGCACACGUAAGAGGAAACACUGCGUUACCGACCAGUCAGUGCCCCCAAGCAGAGCCGCGCUGCCCGCUUCCCUCCGCCGGCUACCCAGCAGCCCACCCCCCCCACUGCCUUUCCCUCUCCACACCUGGGGUGACCUCAAACCCCCCUGAAGCCCCACGCGAAGCCCCAGUCCGCCCGCCCGACUCACCGCGCCGCCAGGCCCCGUCCUUACACCGCAGCCCCUCCCACCUCCUGUACCCCCCCUAUGGGCGCCACCAUCUUGCCCGCGAUCACGUGAGCGGCGUUUUCAAGAGACCGUCUCUGAUUGGGGCGUUCCCCGGGCGGCGCAGCACGGCGGCAUCCGAUUGGCUGCUUCGUGUGGCGGGCGGGGGGUCAGCGGCCGGCCCGGCGCGCGUUGCUAGGGGCGGCGGAUGGCGGCGGCGGUGGCGGCGGUUCCUCCAUGGAGACGGGGCUGAGCGGGACCCGGCAGCCGGCGGCCCAGACGCGGGGACUCCCCCUAGCGGAGCGCGGAGCCUUCCAUGGGGGGAGGUCGAGUUCUCGGGAAAAAGGGAGAGAGAGGGAGAGAGGCUCACGUCGAUGCCGACCAGCUGCGCUUCUGAGUGGGAAACUCUGGACUGAUCUAAUGGCUGGCUCUUUCUUUCAGUGAUCCUUCAUUAUCUCUGAAAAUGAACCUUUUCUGAAGCUCUUCUCCUCAUUCUCCUUAUCCCUCUUUGGCGGGGCAGCUGCUGUGCGAAGGAAGAAAUGGCACGAAGUAAAUGACUCCGGUACAAAGCGAUCUGCUUUGCCAAUGUGCCCAGUGAGCAGCACUGUCACUUUAAUAAUUCCAGGUCGAGGGAUUGCUUUCCUCCUUUUCAAUCCUCUCUUUUAAUACAUGGGAGGAUCAGAGGGACGUUAAAGACCGUAAGGCUGGGUGGCUUGCAGAUAAUAAAAAUGAAAGUGACUGGCCGGUGAUUUCUGUUGGGUAAGAGGGUGAUAUUGGAAGGCUGUUGUCUGGUGAGGAAAAAGGGACCUUUUUAGUCUGCUGUGUGAUCAAUACAUAGCUAGCAAAAUCCGUUCAAGAAGUGAAAGAAGUUUAAAGAGUCACUUUGGAUUGCUUUUUGUCUUGCUCCUUAUUUGGAUUAUUUGGGAGUUUUUGUCCUGCAAAUAACGUGUUCUUGAACAUGUACAGGUGGAGCAUUAAGACAGCUGCCUAGAGAUGGACUGUGCCUUAAUUGUAUUACUUAAAAUCUUUUAAUUUUCAAACUUUGCUGCCGGAAGAGGAGUUACAAUAGGGUUUUUGUAUUGUCAAGGAGCAUUUUCUCUUGUAUUUUUAUAGAAUCAAAUAUAUUUUAAAGAAAUUGAAAGCAUCUCUUAAACAUCCGAAAAGCUUUUUUUCCCCCUUUUUUUCUUAUUUGUGGGAAACAUCGGAAAUCCAAUACAAGAAAAAACAGCAAGUAUUGCUGGAAAUGAAGACUGAAGCUGCAUUUCCUAACUGAACUGUAAAAGUGUUUUGCACUAGAUAGCCAGUUCCUGAUCUCGCACUGCUCCAUCGUUAAUACCUGUAAAUAAGUGCUUGCAACCAGAUUCAGAAGUAGGAAGAAGAAUGCCAGUCAAGAAGAAAGGUGGGCUAUGAAGCUUCCUAUCUCAUUUUGCAUCUCCAUUGUGUUAGAUUGUUGAUUUCUGCUACCUAUAGUAGUUUGAAAUUAAAAGAGCUUUGCUGGGGGAUUGAAAUUGUUUUUCUUCUGCGCUGAAAACAGGAGGAAAAUCUGUGCGCUUUACAGUAGGAAUGUUUAAAUGUCAUGGUUUUAAAUGUGUCCAGUCAAAUCUGGCCUUAAGUUUUUAUUUUGUAAAUAUCAGCCCUCAGAAAUCUUGAAGAGGCACCAAGGGGAGAGCUUGGUGCUUGUUGUUGUGAGAAGCCUCCCUUACAAACACUGAUGACUUUUCAAAUCAUGGCUUUAGUCUGUUUUCUAUUCUUUACGUGUUUGGUGGGUAAAGAUCAGCCAUCAGAAGCAGGGUAAGCAAAUAACAAAAUUUCAGUGCUAUUUUUAAAUAAAAGUUCCAAAGUUGUGUUUUGAA
Molecule: messenger RNA, 2058 nt
Organism: Phasianus colchicus (ring-necked pheasant)
Lineage: Eukaryota; Metazoa; Chordata; Aves; Galliformes; Phasianidae
Source: RefSeq, a predicted model, not a curated record